This is a messenger RNA of Solanum verrucosum, 957 nucleotides long. RefSeq names its product dof zinc finger protein DOF5.6. The record is from RefSeq and is a predicted model, not a curated record. The coding region runs from base 101 to 943 and encodes 280 amino acids. NCBI's taxonomy places the organism in Eukaryota, Viridiplantae, Streptophyta, Magnoliopsida, Solanales, Solanaceae. Gene Ontology annotation, biological process: regulation of DNA-templated transcription. Gene Ontology annotation, molecular function: DNA binding; DNA-binding transcription factor activity. The transcript is spliced from 2 exons.
ACACAUAUUAUAUAUAGUUGUAACAAAGAAACUUUGUAUUUGAAAUAUUUUAGUUACAUAUUGUUGAAAGUUUGUUCCUUUUAAUAUCAAGAGUGUAGCAAUGGGGAUUACUUCUUUGCAAGUUUGCAUGGAUUCAUCUAACUGGCUACAGGACACAAUUCCCGAGGAGAAUGAGUUUGAUUCAUCUUCAUCUCCAUCAGGUGGUGACAUUUUUACAUGUUCAAGGCCAUUAAUGGAAAGAAAACUAAGACCCCAACAUGACAAACCUAUUAAUUGCCCUCGUUGUGACUCAACACACACUAAAUUUUGUUACUACAACAAUUACAGCCUUUCUCAACCAAGGUAUUUCUGUAAAUCUUGUAGAAGGUACUGGACUAAAGGGGGAACUUUAAGGAAUAUUCCUGUUGGUGGUGGAUGUAGGAAGAACAAAAAAGUAUCUUCAAAGAAUUCAAAGUUGUCUAAUGACAAUAUUACCCCUCAUGUUGAAUCAUCUCAUAAUUACCCUGAAAUGUCAUUUUCCCACUUUGGUAAUUUUAUGGAAAAUAAUAAUAUGAAUCAUAAUUUCAUGCAUCAUGCACCUAUUGAUUUUAUGGAUAGCAAGUAUCAAGCUUUUGUGGGGACUACUAGUACAAGAAAUCAAGAUUUUCUUGGGAAUGUUAAUGUUGGUACUGGUCUGAUCAACGGUUAUGGUGAGAUGGAUAAUUCAGGAAUUGGACCACAUUAUAAUGGAGGGUUUUGCUCUAGUGCAUUUGGGAUGCCUAAUAUGAAUGGAAAUAUAAUUAAUUAUGAGGGACAAAAUAUUACAAUGGAUGUUAAGCCUAAUCCAAAGAUUUUGUCACUUGAAUGGCAUGAUCAAGGUUACUUGAAUGGAGGACUAGGAACUUGGAGUGGAUUGAUGAAUAAUGGUUAUGGAUCAACCACGACGACGAAUUCGUUAGUAUGAGGAUUAAAUUAAAU